AAGUUACUUUUCUUGUCCGUAUCUUGAAGAAAUACACGAGUAGAUUAGUUCUUGAAAUAUACAAUUCCAAACUCUCGAUAUGCCUAAAUAUGCGAGUUGAAUCAUAAUUUGGUGAUUAGAAGCCGUUGGGAGACAAGACAAGAAUUUCCUUACAGCAUCGGCUACUUCAGUUUAAUGAUUAAACUCUAAACCCCACUUAAUUAUUACAAGUGGGCUGGGGGUUCUUUCUCAAGAAUUCCAGCCCCAGCAGCUUGUUUUUCAAGAAUCCCUCUACAUAAUUACCGUUUUCCUUCAUGCACACCUCAACCCUCAAGGCAAUAAAAGUGUUCUCGUCUGAGUUGUGAUUUCUUCAAGUAUGGAGAAGGAGAAAGCAAAUUCUUGUUCACCAGACACGGUUCUUGAGGACUUCUUGAGAAGUGCUGAAUCUGAAACUGAAUCCUCCAAAGCCAGCACUUCAGAAUCAGAAGCUCAGAUUGAUGCACAACCGGCUUCAAGAUGGACCAAUUUUUUCCAAAUGUUGAGAUUUAAAUCCAAAACCCAAUUGGCUACAUUCCAUCCCCUCAAGUUGUCUAAGAUGUUAAGCAGUAGUAUGAGAGAGGAAGUCAGCUGUGUGUCGAACCCCCUAACCGAUGCUAAUCUGAACUAUUUCAAGCCUCAAUGGAAGAACUUUAGCUUCUCGGACCUCCAAUCUGCAACUAACAAGUUUUGCCAAGGUAAUUUGAUCGGGAAGGGCGGUUAUGCUGAAGUUUAUAGAGGUUGUUUGAGUGGGGGACAGCUUGUUGCGAUCAAGCGUUUCACUAAAGGUUCCCUGGCAGAAAGGAUAGGUGAUUUUCUAUCGGAACUCGGGAUAAUGGCUCAUGUCAAUCAUCCCAAUACCGCUAAACUGAUAGGCUAUGGGGUUGAAGGAGGAAUGCACCUUGUUCUUGAGUUAUCUCCUCUUGGAAGCUUGGCUUCUGUGCUUCAAAACUGCAGGGAGAAGUUGAAGUGGGAUAUACGGUACAAGAUUGCAUUGGGAACAGCUAAGGGGUUGCUGUAUCUUCAUGAGGGUUGUCAAAGGAGGAUCGUCCACAGAGAUAUUAAGGCUGCAAAUAUAUUGCUGGCGGAGGACUAUGAGCCUCUGAUAUGUGAUUUUGGCCUCGCGAAAUGGCUGCCGGAGCGCUGGACUCACCUCACUGUUCCGAGAUGUGAAGGCACUUUCGGUUAUCUAGCUCCCGAGUUCUUAAUGCAUGGAAUAGUUGACGAAAAAACAGACGUCUUCGCCUUUGGAGUGCUGCUGUUGGAACUCGUCACUGGCCGUAGGGCACUAGAUUACUCACAGCAAAGCCUUGUUAUGUGGGCUAAACCUCUGAUGAAGAAGAACAAAAUCAAAGAGCUCAUAGAUCCAUUGCUUGCUGAAAACUACAACCCCACACAAAUGAACCUCUUGAUCCUGGCUGCUUCUCUCUGCGUGCAGCAAUCGUCCCUUAAACGUCCACGAAUGAGUCAGAUUCUGCUGCUUCUGAGGGGGAGCUGCGGCAGCCUAGACUUGAUCAAGAAACACAAAAAGCUAUCAAGUUGGAAGAAGUACUAUAGAGGGCUUUUUAGUGCUGAAGAAUACAGUUUCUCCCGAGGCUUGAAUGGUUUAAAUCUGCCCACAGCGUCAGCCCGGCAAGUGUAACCAAAACAUCAGUCAUGUAGACUAUGUGUUUCAUUUUAGGACCAAGAUUGCUGUCAAAAUGCAGCAGAAGCAACUGGAAUUAAAAGGCUGUAUUAAGAUUUAUCAUAUGUUAUAUAUGUUGGCAUCGAAAAUCCACACAGUUUAUAUAUUUAAGAAAAUAUUUUAUA
Molecule: messenger RNA, 1824 nt
Organism: Sesamum indicum (sesame)
Lineage: Eukaryota; Viridiplantae; Streptophyta; Magnoliopsida; Lamiales; Pedaliaceae
Product: receptor-like cytosolic serine/threonine-protein kinase RBK2
Biological process (GO): protein phosphorylation
Molecular function (GO): ATP binding; protein kinase activity
Source: RefSeq, a predicted model, not a curated record